Molecule: messenger RNA, 2308 nt
Organism: Ostrea edulis (European flat oyster)
Lineage: Eukaryota; Metazoa; Mollusca; Bivalvia; Ostreida; Ostreidae
Product: acetylcholinesterase-like
Exons: 10
Coding region: 534-2225 (563 amino acids)
Source: RefSeq, a predicted model, not a curated record
AGAUAAGGUAUACACAAAGACUAGUAACCUAAUGUCCAUCGAUUUCUAGCAUUCAAUCUGAAACUUAAUUUCUCCUGAUUGACAAGGGCUCACAGACCAAGUGAAGGCGGUGCUUAUUUUCUCGGUCUUUAAUGCCUUUUUGUUCCUUCCAAAUCGUACCUUGACUCCUGUGCAUGUGUACACUUCAGAUAAGCUGACCGUAUUUCUUUUCUUGUAGAUAAAAUUUGACAUUGCAUGACACAAUGCUUCUUGUCAUAUUGUCAUUGGUGUUCUGUGAAUCCGAUGGCACUUUCAUUAUUACGGAUACACAUGCGGGGGAGGUUCGAGGUUUCCAGAUUCCCACGAAUUCUGGAUCACAUUUAAACGUUUUCCUCGGCAUACCUUAUGCAGAGGCCCCUGUUGAUAGCCUGCGCUUUGCGCCACCAGUAGAAAAGGAUAGCUGGAUGCCCCGAAUAUUGAACGCCACGAAAUUUGGACCAGCAUGCCCCCAGGUGUUGAGAUCAUUGCGAUAAAAUUUGACAUUGCAUGACACAAUGCUUCUUGUCAUAUUGUCAUUGGUGUUCUGUGAAUCCGAUGGCACUUUCAUUAUUACGGAUACACAUGCGGGGGAGGUUCGAGGUUUCCAGAUUCCCACGAAUUCUGGAUCACAUUUAAACGUUUUCCUCGGCAUACCUUAUGCAGAGGCCCCUGUUGAUAGCCUGCGCUUUGCGCCACCAGUAGAAAAGGAUAGCUGGAUGCCCCGAAUAUUGAACGCCACGAAAUUUGGACCAGCAUGUCCCCAGGUGUUGAGAUCAUUGCGGAACAGCUUUGGGAACCCCUUUCAUGAUGUACAAGAGGACUGCUUGUACCUGAAUAUAUAUGCCCCAAAGAAUGCGAGUAAUCCCACUCAAACAUAUCCGGUUAUGGUAUGGAUACACGGAGGAUAUUUCCAAUUAGGAUCGGGAUCGGAGUACGACGGCAGGAUCCUGGCAUCCAAGGGAGGGGUCAUUGUAAUCACCAUUAAUUAUCGACUUGGUCCUCUAGGGUUUUUGUCAACAGACGAUUCAGUGUCGAGCGGAAAUCAGGGUGUUCUUGAUCAGGUUCUAGCAUUGAAAUGGAUAAACAAAAAUAUCCAUAAUUUUGGUGGAAAUUCCCAGCAGGUGACCCUUUUCGGUCAGAGUGCCGGAGGGGCCUCGGUUUCGCUACAUAUGUUUUCCCCUCUCUCCACAGGUUUGUUUCAAGGAUUAAUUUCACAAAGCGGGUGUGCAGUCAGUCCGUUUGCUGUGAAUAGACCCCCGCAUUCACAGCUGGUCAACACCAGAAACCUGGCAUUGAUGCUGGGGUGUCCUGUGCUCUCAUCAAAAGUCAUGGUGAACUGUUUAAGGCAUAAAUCAGCAGAAGACAUCGUUUCUGCUGCUCCACCGCGUCCUCAGCUAACCCUGCCGUACACUCCUAGAGUCGACGGAUAUUUCCUGCAUGACGUUCCAGAAAACCUGAUAAAAAGGGGAAAUUUUAAUCGAAAUAUCAGGGUUAUGAUGGGUUAUGUUCGCGAUGAAUCUUCCAUCUUCAUUCCCAGUACGUUUGAUGAACAUGGCGGAUAUGACGUCACGUUCUAUGAUUCGUUACUGACCGAUUUAAGCGCCGGGUUUCUUCACAGUGACAAAGUAAAGUCGACUGUAAUGUGCUACUAUCCCGUCGAGCUUAACAACACCCUGGAGAACGCGGACACAUAUAUGAAUCUGGUAUCUGACUUUGAGUUCAAAUUUCCCCAUAUAAAUAUGGCUUCCAGCUUCGUAACUAAAGGGAUAGUCACCUGGCUGUACGAGUUCAACUAUCUCUCACCAAACUACCCCGGACCCAAAUGGAGGGGUGUCUACCAUUCGAGUGAAUUGUUUUUUCUGUUCGGAGCACCUCUGUAUUCUUUGGAUCCAUGUCCAGGAGAUGUACACGAAACUUGUCCUCAAAUCUGGGAAACGAUCCCUGAAUGGGACCACAAGGACAGAGAAAUGAGUGAGACCAUCAUUGAUUUGUGGAGUCAAUUUGCAAAAAUGAGUUCACAUGAAAUAUCACUAUCUCUAUAUGGUGGAACACAGUGGGGUGCCUUUAACAAAGACAAGCAGUUUCUGUUCAUUGGGAAUUCUACUGAAUUACGUCACUACACCAGUAGUCCAACAAUGGACUUGUGGGAUAAAUUUGAUUUUCUGGAUUAUUACGUAAACCCUGAUUUUCAUUGUAAUUUAGAUUAGAUGAAAGUAAUUUUGAAUUAAAUAUACUGAUUCAUUUAAAAACUUCUACGUAAGAAGAAAAUAAAACACAUCUUGCUGUGACA